UGGAGAUGCUCUCACCUCUCACCUUCCAUAUUCCAUAUCACAUCCGCCCCCCUCCUUCUCUGCUCCAGAAAUGCUCUAUGUGUUCAUCCAAAUCUCAAUUAUGCUGAUUACAUGCGAGGCACAGUGGCUAAUCCCGAUUUUAAUCUAAUUGACGGCUUCUUUGUGGUUGAGUCUAACUUCUCCCACGCAAUUUUCCGAUUUGGAUGCAGAUUGAAUGAUCUCCCAGGUGUUGUUGUCCUCGCUUCAUUUGGCUCUGCGGUUAUCGAACCUCCAUCAACCGUCGGCGACCGUCCAGGAAGAUUAUUACAUAUGGAGUAUAACUUCAAGAGAGAGCGUUGAAUAUGCUUCUGGCCGUUCCAUUUUUUCUGCACCACCAACAUCUACUCUUAUCACUUAUCAAACCGAGAAAGGCCGCUCAAGUAGAGUAUAUUCUUCCAUGUUCUGAAUUCUGAUCUACUACAAUCUCUCUGCACAAGGGUUUUGUUACAUCGCCCAUAAAUGUUAGAGCAGUUAAUUAUUUUCACGAGAGGGGGGUUGAUCCUCUGGACCUGCAAAGGGAUCGGAAAUGCUCUUAAAGGUUCUCCUAUUGACUUCUUGAUUCGGACUUGCCUCUUGGAAGAACGAUCGGGUUCUGCAGCCUACAACUAUGAUGUGCCUGGAGCUGCAUACACUCUGAAGUGGACAUUUCACAACGAGCUUGGACUUGUAUUUGUUGCUGUUUAUCAAAAGAUUCUCAAUCUUUUGUAUGUUGAGGAUCUACUAGCUAUGGUUAAGCGAGAGUUCUCACAGAUAUAUGACCCAAAGCGAAAUGUGUACAAUGAAUUUAAUGAUGUUUUUCAGCAGUUAAGGAAGGAGGCGGAGGCACGUGUUGAGGAAAUGAAGAAAUCGAAGCAGGUAGGGAAGCCUAAGAAGACUGUAGUUGGUAAGAAGCAAGGGCAAGUUCAGAGGGGCAAUUUUGAUGGAGGUAAUAAAAAAAGUGAAUCAGGGGAUGAUGGCGGUGAGGAGGACAUGGUAAAAAAAAGCUCACCAGAGAAUGGUAAUUAUAAUUGUACAUUUGAAAAAGAGAAAUUGCCUGCAGAGCGGGUUAAUAAGAGUAAAGAGAAUGCUAACUCUGAAGCAGGUGCAUUUGAUGUAAAUAAGUUACAGAAACUUAGGUCUAAAGGUGUAAAGAAAAAUGAUACUAUUGGAAAGAAGAGUAUUAAGGCAGAGCCACAAAAAACAAUGAAAAAGAAUAGAGUCUGGGAUGAUAAACCACCACAAGAAAAGUUAGAUUUCACUGGCCAUGUGAAUGGGGAUGAGGAGCAGAGUGUAGCAGCCAUUGCAGUAGAUCAGGGUAGGAGCAUGAUGGACAAAGAGGAAAUUAUCAAUGAUAGUGAAAGUGAGGAAGAUGAGGAUGAAAUAGAGAAAGAUAGCAAGGUUGAGACAAAGAAGAAAGGGUGGUUCUCAUCAAUGUUCCAAAGUAUUGCAGGAAAGGCAAAUUUGGAGAAGGAAGAUCUGGAACUAGCCUUGAGCGGUCUUAAGGACAUGCUUAUGAGCAAGAAUGUGGCUGAGGAAAUUGCUGAAAAAUUAAGUGAAUCAGUUGCAGCCAGCCUUGAGGGUAAAAAACAAGCCUCAUUUACAAGAAUUUCUUCAAUAGUGAAGGUUGCAAUGGAGGAGGCUCUUACCCGUAUACUUACUCCUAAGCGCUCCAUUGAUAUUUUGAGGGAUGUUCAUGCAGCGAAGGAACAAGGGAAACCAUAUGUCGUGGUUUUUGUAGGAGUUAAUGGAGUCGGAAAAUCAACCAAUCUUGCAAAGGUUGCUUAUUGGCUUCUGCAGCAUAAGAUAAACGUAAUGAUGGCUGCAUGUGAUACAUUUCGUUCAGGAGCUGUGGAGCAACUCCGUACUCAUGCACGCAGGCUUCAGAUCCCAAUAUAUGAGAAGGGCUAUGAGAAAGAUCCCGCAAUUGUUGCAAAGGAAGCAAUCCAUGAGGCUUCUCGCAAUGGUUCUGAUGUUGUCCUUGUUGAUACAGCUGGCCGAAUGCAGGAUAAUGAACCUUUGAUGAGAGCAUUAUCAAAGCUUAUUUACGUCAACAGUCCAGACUUAGUCUUGUUUGUUGGUGAGGCCCUUGUCGGGAAUGAUGCCGUAGACCAAUUAACAAAGUUCAAUCAGAAAUUGGGUGACUUAUCACCCUCGCCAAAUCCAAGAUUGAUUGAUGGAAUUCUCCUGACUAAGUUUGACACCAUUGAUGACAAGGUGGGAGCAGCUUUAUCCAUGGUCUACGUAUCUGGUGCGCCAGUCAUGUUUGUGGGUUGUGGGCAGUCCUAUACAGAUCUGAAGAAGCUCAAUGUGAAGUCCAUAGUCAAGACCUUGCUCAUGUAGAGCAGAGCAUGCACGCUGGCUUGCCCUGUUUCAUCAUACCGUUUUCUACUAUCCAGCAAUUCCGUCCUGCAGUUUGUGUUGUGUGAUGUUUUUAUGACUUUUGAAUGCUCUACUGUGUAGUGUGUGCCCUGCUCUCGUUAUCCCUUGCCAUGAUUUUGGAUGUUCAAUCUAAGUACUCUCAAUUGCUUUCCUACCUCUGCGCUUGACUGAUUUAUAUACAUUUUUGUUGUACUAGUAGAGAAUACAUGGAUCAUUUUUGUGAGUACUAUUUUUUAUCAGAACAUAAAAAAUAUACUUUGAUCUUCCUCUCAAAUUAUCAGAUACAUUUGCUCCGAUGUAUGACUAAUAGUUAUUACAAUAUAGUGUCAUUGUAAAAUCGUCAUCAUUACUCCAAUGUCGCAAAGGUUUCCACUUACGGUGGGGUAAGGGGCGUCGAAUGUAUGCAGUUUUAUCAUUUUUACUCCUACACUAAAGCA
Cuscuta epithymum is the source of this 2834-nucleotide messenger RNA. Lineage: Eukaryota; Viridiplantae; Streptophyta; Magnoliopsida; Solanales; Convolvulaceae. The record is from the annotation of a GenBank genome assembly.